UUCCCCAGCUAGCACUUCCAAUUCCCCAAAUCUCGUUUUUCACCUUUCUUCUCACAAAACCCUAUCUCUCUAUCUUCAACAGCGAGCUUCCCCAAUUCUUCAGCUUUUAAUUUCAGUGGUCACAACUACAAAACUAUCCCAAGAAUGAGGUCUAACCACGCCGCCAUGUUUCUCGGUAGAAUCUUGUCGAAUUCUUCAUCUAAAUUCUCCACUUUUGAUAAUGCCACCCACCAAAUUAGAUGCUUCUCCUCCUAUCCCAGAUUCGAUUUUGAAUCUAUACGUGAGCCCAAUGAUGCUGUGGCUCUAUUUCGGGAUAUGAUGAGAACGGAGCCGCUUCCUUCUGUUAUUCUUUUCACGAAAUUGCUGAGUGCUGUGGUCAAGCUGAAACAAUACUCUGCUGCACUUCAUCUGUUCGAAAAAAUGCUUCAAAGGGAUGCUCCUGUAAAUCACUACACGUUGAAUAUUGCGAUUGAUUGCUAUUGCCGACUGAAAAGGCCUGAUUUUGGGUUUGCCAUCUUAGGCAGUUUUUUCAAGCGUGGGUUCGAGCCUACUGUGGUAACCUUCAACACUCUCGUGAAAGGCCUUCUGUUUGUUGGAAGGAUCCCAGAGGCAGCUAAAUUGUUGGGGAAGCUGUCGGUCUACCAACAGUGCGAGUCCGAUGAGUAUACAUAUAGUACUAUAAUUAAUGGGUUAUGCAAAGCUGGAGAUAUUCUACAGGCGAUUGAUUUGCUCUGCUCAUUGGAAAAAGGAAAAGGGAGCUGCAAACCCAAUGUCUAUGGUUACAGCAUAGUCAUUGAUGGUCUAUGCAAGGACGGAAAGGUGAAUGAUGCUCUCCAACUCUUCGCCACUUUGGAUGAUAAGGGGAUUUCACCUGAUGUUGUGACAUAUAAUUCCAUAAUUGAGGGGUUAUGCAGUAUGAGAAGAAUGGACGAGGCUGAAGACAUGUUAAAGAAGAUGAUAACUAAUGUGGUCUGCCCAGAUGUGGUGACAUGUAAUAUCUUUGUGGAUGCUUGGUGCAAAGAUGGAAAGGUGGAAGAGGCUGAGCAUAUGUUGGUAUCUAUGAAGGAGAUUGAUGUACAACCCAACAUUGUCACUUAUACUGCAUUGAUGAAUGGAUACUGUAUGCAAGGGAAAAUGGACGAAGCCGGACGCAUUUUGCAAUUGACAGUUAAUUCUGGAAUCAAGCCCAAUAUCAUAAGCUACAAUACCUUGAUGAACGGGUAUUGCAAAAAGGGGCGAGUCGAUGAAGUUUCACGUCUUUUUACCAUAAUUCUCACUCAAAGAUUAAAGCGCGAUGUGGUUUCUUAUACCAUAAUGCUAGAGGCCUUAUUUCGUGAAGGCAAAUGUGAAGAUGGCUUGAAGCUGUUCAAUGAGAUGGAAGCUCUACAAGUGUCUCCGAAUAUAUGGACUUAUAAUACCUUGUUGGAUGGUUUGUGCGGAGCUCAUCGUAUUGCUGAAGCUUUUCCGGUGUUGCAUACCAUGAAAGAUAAAGGCAUCAUUCCAGAUAUAGUAACAUACAAUAUUCUCAUUGAGGGAUUGUGCAACGACAACAAAGUCAGAGAAGCAAAAUGUAUGUUCCACGAUCUUCCAUCCAAAGGUUUGCAGCCUGAUGUCGUAACAUAUAGUAUCCUCAUUGGUGCACUUUGCAAAGAAGGGCAGAUAGAGGAGGCUAAAGAUCUGUUCCAUGAGCUCCUAUCCAAGGGUUUGCAGCCUGACGUCAUAACUUAUACAAUCCUUAUCGGUGCACUUUGUGAGGAAGCGCGGAUAGAGGAGGCUAGGGAUUUGAUGACGCAAAUGGUAAGCAACGGUUGCUUGCCAAAUAGUGUAACAUACAAUGCUUUUGUUCGAGGUCUUCUCAAAAUGAACAAGAUGCUUGAUGCAAUGCCACUGUUGGAAGAGAUGGAUUCAAGGGGAUUCACACUUGACAAAACUGCAUAUUCGAUGUUUAUUGAAACUGUGAAAUGGGAAGUUGUAGGCACUGUUGGUGGGAUUGUUUACUUUGAUUGGGAGUUGCUCAGCUAUGCACCUUGACUUGCAACUUCUGCAUUCAUUGUAUGUGCAAAUUGUAGCUACAUUUAAUUUAGUUUCACAAUGUAAGAAUUAUGCAUAUGAAUUCUUGAUUGAAAUCAAGAUCUCUGUUUUGUCUGACCAGUGAGAUUUGAACUCGAGACCCUCCAAUACCUCCUGUGGUAUCUGGGGUUCUUUGUCAUCAUUGAAAACUGAGUAUCGAAAAUAAUAAGCAAUUAGUUUCUUGGGGAGAAAAAAAGAAACAUAGAAAAAGCAUCACCUUGAAGAAGAACUGCUGCACGAAACAGUAGGAAUAGGAACGAGUGAUGGCAGGGAUGUUAAUGGGAGAGAGAGAGAGAUGUUACUGCUAAGCUAUUAAUUGUUUUUCACUUGUCAAUAGUUUUUAACUGCGUCCUGUUUGGGAAGCAUGAAACAGAUUCUAAAGGAUAAGGGCAAUGUUCUUGUUGGAACUUUCCUUCAAGAACUGGCAACUGCCACACAUCUCGUGUUCAAGAACUUGAAAAGCAGAGAUGGAUGCAA
This is a messenger RNA of Salvia miltiorrhiza (redroot sage), 2547 nucleotides long. RefSeq names its product pentatricopeptide repeat-containing protein At1g62914, mitochondrial-like. NCBI's taxonomy places the organism in Eukaryota, Viridiplantae, Streptophyta, Magnoliopsida, Lamiales, Lamiaceae. The transcript is spliced from 2 exons. The record is from RefSeq and is a predicted model, not a curated record. The coding region runs from base 145 to 2031 and encodes 628 amino acids. Gene Ontology annotation, molecular function: protein binding.